AUGAUUCAAAACGGUGAUUAUGGUUGCCCUUUCUGUGCUCAAACUCUGGAAAAUUCUUCACACUGCAUUCUUCAUUGCAAUCUCUCUAAAGCAGUCUGGUUUGCAGUCUUAGGAAUCCAUAUUCAAGCUGAUGCAAACUUAGUAGAAUGGUUAUGCAACUGGUUUGACGUGCUUUUUUCAAAUCAGAUACAGGAGGAUCAUCUUUGCAAAAUAGCAAUAACUGCAUGGUGUAUAUGGUCUGCACGGUGUGAUAAUGUGUUCAAAGGGUGGAAGAUAACUCCAGACACAAUCAUUCAUCGAAGUAAAAAAGAAAUAGAGCUCUUGAAGACAAAACAAGAAACCUCUACACCUCCCAUUCUUAAACAAAAUAGAUUAAAUCUGCAUUGGAGUCCUCCUCCUAUAGGAAUUCAUAAAAUUAAUGUAGAUGGUUCUUUUAAUUACUCUUUAAAAACAGGUGGGUUUGGUCUAAUAUUACGUGAUUUUGCAGGUACUCACAGGGGCUCCAAAUGUAUCUUCCUAGAAUCAGCUCUGAGUCCAGAGCAAGUGGAGUGCAAGGGAUUACGAGAAGCUAUACAAUGGGCAGACGAUAUGAGGCUAGAUAAGGUAGUUUUUGAAAUGGACUCUCAAUUGGUUGCUGAUGCAAUAAACAACGAAGAAUUCAAUGCAUAUUGGAGAAUUCGCUUUUUAAUCUUAGAUAUUAAAAGAAUUCUUAAGAAUAAUGUUUCCUGGGAAUGCAUUUAUGUACCAAAGGAAAAAAAUAAGGUUGCAGAUAGAUUAGCAAAAUUAGCUAGAGUUUCUUGCUUAAGUAGUGUAUGGAUUCUGUCCAUCCCUGAUGACAUCUUAUUUCAACUAAAUGAGGAUGCUAAUCAUGUAAUCUAUGACAUUUAA
Messenger RNA from Papaver somniferum (opium poppy), 888 nucleotides. RefSeq lists its product as uncharacterized. The transcript has a single exon. Bases 1 to 888 code for a protein of 295 amino acids. The record is from RefSeq and is a predicted model, not a curated record. Gene Ontology annotation, molecular function: RNA-DNA hybrid ribonuclease activity; nucleic acid binding. NCBI's taxonomy places the organism in Eukaryota, Viridiplantae, Streptophyta, Magnoliopsida, Ranunculales, Papaveraceae.